Echinostoma caproni is the source of this 252-nucleotide messenger RNA. The record is from the annotation of a GenBank genome assembly. NCBI's taxonomy places the organism in Eukaryota, Metazoa, Platyhelminthes, Trematoda, Plagiorchiida, Echinostomatidae.
AUGAACAGACGUGAGGAGCGCCUACUCAAUUCCGCCACGUUCGGUACCACCGGGUCACAGCUUCCUCGACGUGGCGGCUACGGACAGCAUCGAUAUGGUGGUGGCGGAAGUGGUGGAUAUUCCGGUUACGGUAACUAUGGCCAACGUCGGCCAAUCGGUGGAAGCUAUUGGCGAUCUGGUGGCAGCGGUAAUGCUCCGCGAAACGUCAUCAACCCAGGUCAUCCACUUUCUGCAACCAGUAAUGCAACGUGA